Molecule: messenger RNA, 1421 nt
Organism: Papaver somniferum (opium poppy)
Lineage: Eukaryota; Viridiplantae; Streptophyta; Magnoliopsida; Ranunculales; Papaveraceae
Product: transcription factor Pur-alpha 1-like
Exons: 5
Coding region: 228-1073 (281 amino acids)
Biological process (GO): regulation of transcription by RNA polymerase II
Cellular component (GO): nucleus
Molecular function (GO): purine-rich negative regulatory element binding; DNA-binding transcription factor activity, RNA polymerase II-specific; RNA polymerase II transcription regulatory region sequence-specific DNA binding
Source: RefSeq, a predicted model, not a curated record
GAUUAGAUUUAGUCAAACACCACCUCCAUUGCUUCAAACCCUAACCCUAAUUCAUACAACUUCUUCUUCUAAGACAAAGAGGAAGAAGAAAGAGAAAUUUUUACCAAACAUUCUUAGUUCUUUCGAAUUCAGAAUUCCCCUUAAUUCUCAGAGUUAGAGAGGAUAUUUUUUUUUGAUUCUGGAGUGUAACAGAUAAUAGGGGUUUAAGGUUUUAUUUUAUUUGAGUAAUGGAAGGCAAUUCUGGCGGUAACGAUGUUGAGUUACUUUGCAAAACACUACAAGUAGAACAUAAAUUGUUCUACUUUGACCUAAAAGAGAAUCCUCGUGGUCGUUACUUGAAGAUCUCUGAGAAAACUUCUGCUACUAGAUCGACUAUUAUUGUUCCUGUCAGUGGCAUUGUUUGGUUCUUAGAUCUCUUUAAUUACUAUGUUAGUUCUGAUGAACAAGAAGGAUUAAGCAAAGAAUUGCAACUUGAUACCAAGGUUUUCUUCUUUGAUGUUGGCGAGAAUAAAAGGGGGAGAUUUCUUAAGGUUUCGGAAGCAUCAGUUACCAGAAACCGUAGUACGAUUAUUGUUCCAGCAGGAAGUGCAAGAGAUGAAGGAUGGGUAGCAUUUAGGAACAUUUUGGGAGAAAUCAAUGAAGCUUCUAGGCUUUUUGUCCUACCUAAUCAGACAAAUUCUGAACCCUCAGAGCGCCUUGCAGGCCUUUCAGAUGAUGUGGGUGCUGGCUUCAUAGCUGGCCACAGUAGUCAACCUGCUACAGCAUCCAAAAUCAAUGUAGCAGAUAGGCCAGUUGAAUUAGCUCCUCAAGGUGACCUUGGAAACCUUGGGAUUUCCAAGGUAAUCAGAGCUGAUCAAAAAAGGUUCUUCUUUGAUCUUGGAAGUAACAACAGAGGCCAUUUCUUGAAGAUAUCUGAGGUUGCCGGGUCUGAUCGUUCAUCUAUUAUUCUGCCUCUCUCGGGUCUGAAGCAGUUUCAUGAAAUGGUUGGCCAUUUUGUGGAGAUCACCAAAGAUCAACUUGAAGGCCUGACAGGUGCAAAUGUCAGGACAGUUGAGCCUCCUCCCCAGAGAUGAAUCAAAGCCCAUAUUACGAAUCUGGAUUUUGUGACAAUUCCUGUCAAGUUGGUAUAUUUGGAUUAGAUUGCAGAUUGUUCUUUGUUAGUGUUCCACUAUGAAAUCUUUUUUGUCUUCUUGGUUCCUCUCUUCUGCUGUUCCCACUUAUUUAUAAGAUUUCAAAAGCUAUGAAAUAAUUUCUCUAUUGACUUGAGUGUUGGAAAAGUUGGUGUUGUGGGGUCUGCUAAGUUUAUCACUGAAGGAAUAACAAAAUCAGAACAUGCUUAUAGUCCCCUUGUAAUUAAUUCUUGCAUAUUGGUAUUACUGAACAAUUGGAUUGAAAUUUAUCAUCUGAUUGCUGUGUGAUUA